UGAAGCCGUCAGCUCGUCCUGCACGUGGCUACCGCAGGGUGAGUGUGGGCCCUGGUGCUUCGUAAAUAGAAGUUGACUUUUAGUUCACUUCACAACACUUACUGAGACUAAACGGCACUCACCGGCACCGUCUUUCUCUGUAGCUGCUAGUCUUCACAUGCCAAUAUGAAGUACAUCUUAGUUACUGGCGGUGUCAUAUCUGGCAUUGGUAAGGGCAUUAUUGCCAGCAGCGUGGGAACAAUCCUCAAAUCCUGCGGCCUUCAUGUCACAGCCAUCAAAAUCGAUCCGUAUAUCAAUAUUGAUGCUGGCACCUUUUCACCUUAUGAGCAUGGUGAAGUGUUUGUUCUCGAUGAUGGCGGGGAGGUGGAUUUGGACUUGGGGAACUAUGAGCGUUUCCUGGACAUCCGCCUUACCAGAGACAACAACCUCACCACUGGAAAGAUCUAUCAGUCGGUCAUCAACAAGGAGAGAAGGGGAGACUACCUGGGCAAGACUGUACAGGUGGUACCCCACAUCACAGAUGCCAUCCAGGAGUGGGUGAUGAAGCAGGCCAAGAUCUCUGUGGACGAUGAUGGUGUGGAGCCUCAAGUUUGCGUCAUAGAGCUGGGAGGCACAGUGGGGGACAUUGAGAGCAUGCCCUUCAUCGAGGCCUUCAGACAGUUCCAGUUCAAGGUGAAGAAGGAGAACUUCUGCAACAUCCAUGUCAGCCUGAUACCGCAGCCCAAUACCACAGGGGAGCAGAAAACCAAACCGACCCAAAGCAGUGUCCGAGAGCUCAGGGGGCUGGGCUUGUCUCCAGAUUUGAUUAUGUGCCGCUGUACGACGCCCCUAGAAACGGCUGUCAAGGAGAAGAUCUCCAUGUUUUGUCAUGUGGAGCCCACACAGGUGAUCUGUGUCCAAGAUGUCUCCUCGGUCUAUAGAGUGCCCCUGCUGCUGGAGGACCAGGGUGUUGUGAACUACUUCUGUCAGCGUCUGAACCUGCCUAUUGAGAUGAGGCCCAGGAAGAUGCUCACAAAGUGGAAGGAGAUGGCAGACAGAUCGGACCGUCUCUUGGAACAUGUUUCCAUAGCCCUGGUGGGGAAAUACACAAAGUUAGCCGACUCCUACACCUCUGUUAUCAAGGCCCUAGAGCACUCAGCCCUCGCCAUUAAUCACAAACUAGAGGUCAAGUACAUAGACUCUGCAGACCUGGAACCCACCACUCUGCAAGAUGAGCCAGUGAAAUAUCAUGAGGCCUGGCAAAAACUCUGCAGCUCUCAAGGUGUGUUGGUACCAGGAGGUUUUGGUGUGAGAGGGACAGAGGGCAAGAUGCUCGCUAUUAACUGGGCAAGGAAACAGAAUAAGCCAUUCCUGGGCGUGUGUUUGGGCAUGCAGCUGGCAGUGUGCGAGUUCGCCCGCAAUGUUCUCCAAUGGGAAGAUGCCAACUCCACAGAAUUUAAUCCAGAAACCGAACACCCCGUGGUGAUUGACAUGCCAGAGCACAACCCAGGCCAGAUGGGUGGAACUAUGAGGUUGGGGAAGAGGCGGACCAUUUUCGGAUCCAACCCCAGUGUACUGAGAAAACUGUAUGGAAACGUGGAAUAUGUUGACGAGAGGCACAGACACAGAUUUGAGGUGAACCCUGAGCUGAAGCACCACUUUGAAAAAAAGGGUCUUCAUUUUGUCGGCCAGGAUGUGGAAGGAGAGCGAAUGGAGGUCAUUGAAUUGGAGGAUCAUUGCUACUUUGUUGGGGUGCAGUACCAUCCAGAGUUCACCUCGAGACCCAUCAAACCUUCUCCUCCAUACUUUGGUCUCCUGCUGGCUGCUGCAGGAAAACUCCAGAGCUACCUGAACAAGGGCUGUCGCCUCUCUCCACGGGACACUUACAGCGGCAGCAGUGGCAGCAGCUCUCCUGAAGCAGACAUCUGCGAGCUGAAGUUCCCCUCUUUGUCCUGAGACUAAAGCACGUGUGGUUGUUCCAUUUUGUGUGUCUCUCAUUCAGGUAAAUGCAAGGCCCGGGGAAAAAAAGCUGGUCUGCCACAAAGCCAAAUUUUUAUUGAACUGUUUUUAUGCUCUAAUCGGUACAAUAUGGUACAAUUUAUGCUCUAAAUAUAUUAUACCCUCUGAGAUUGUGUAAAGGUGAAGGGAGACCUUGCAGUUAACUUCGUGGGGCUUUAGAGUUCCUGCAGUAACCAAAGCAUUUAUGAGGGAUUGUAUGAAAAGGAAUACCUGUGUGGAAUACCUGUGCAGGAAAGCUUUAUUGAAUGAAAUAAAAAUGGAAUAGGGUGAAACAUGAAUGAGAAGACAGCCUGCAAGAGUACAGUAUGUGCAAUGUCUUGCCACUUUAAGAUAUUUUGUGAAGAGGUGGAUAGUAUAAAUUGUAUUGCUUUAUAGAAGCCUGUGACUUGCGCAGAGCAAGCAGAUCAGUUUGCCGGAGGCAACGGUGACAAGGGGUUUAGGGUAAGAGUCAGGGUCUGUGCAAUCAGGUUUCCUGCAGCUGUCCUGCAAAUCAGUCCAAUCCAAUGAAUGAAAACACUUACAAGAAACAUUGUGACUCUGACAGUUUGCAGCUCUUUUCCUGUGUAUUAUUACAGUUGCAUCAUUGAUGCAUUUAAUUGUUUGAAAUGUUUAUUAUCUCUUAAAAUUGUAUUUUAUGUAUUCAUGUAUUUCUCCUUUUAGGUUUAGAUAACAUCUUACAUAUCAAACACUCAUUCAGGGUUAGUACACUGAAGUGUAAACUACAUGCUUUUCUGUUUUGCAAUAAUCUUGCACUGUAUUACAUGGAGUGUGCAUGCAAAUCCAUAUGCAAGAUUAAACAGGACCACAAAAUAUAGCUUUUGUGACUGUAGGGUAUAUAUGAAUUUGUCUGUUAAAAAAAAAAAAAAAAGUGGUUUGUCAUUGGAA
Molecule: messenger RNA, 2883 nt
Organism: Chelmon rostratus (copperband butterflyfish)
Lineage: Eukaryota; Metazoa; Chordata; Actinopteri; Chaetodontiformes; Chaetodontidae
Gene: ctps1b
Product: CTP synthase 1b
Exons: 18
Coding region: 166-1935 (589 amino acids)
Biological process (GO): CTP biosynthetic process; pyrimidine nucleobase biosynthetic process
Cellular component (GO): cytoplasm; cytoophidium
Molecular function (GO): identical protein binding; CTP synthase activity
Source: RefSeq, a predicted model, not a curated record